Molecule: messenger RNA, 1743 nt
Organism: Cephus cinctus (wheat stem sawfly)
Lineage: Eukaryota; Metazoa; Arthropoda; Insecta; Hymenoptera; Cephidae
Exons: 5
Coding region: 156-998 (280 amino acids)
Molecular function (GO): sequence-specific DNA binding
Source: RefSeq, a predicted model, not a curated record
GGAAGGGGUUCAGGACUGAGAUAUGCAAAAUAAGAACCAUGUGAAAGAUUACUCCACACGUGUAGAAUGUACGUUUAGUCCAUGUUAGUCGAAUCUUGGAGACAGAAGCCUCCGUAAAUCGAAUUGAUCGGUCAAAUUUCAAUUGUGAUUACUUUAUGCUAGUUAAAUUUAUAAAAAUUGAAUAUUACAAAAUGGUGUUACGUUGUGUUAUGUGUGGGCUAUCGCGAGAAAUGUGUAUUACGGCAAAUACGAUAAGCUUUCACAAAUUCCCAAUGGACAGGGUGAGAAGGGAAAAAUGGUGUUCUGCAAUGGAACUGUCAGUUGAAAAAAUAUUUAAAAACUCAGUACUUUGCAGAUUACAUUUUGAUAAAGAUUGUUUUGUGCAUUCCUCUGACCCACGUGACACCUUCAGAAAACGCUUAAAAUUGGAUGCAGUGCCGUCUAUUAGAAAUAUAUUUCAUAAUGAAAUUGAGGGAAAGAACGAAGCAAACGUUACAAAAAAUAACGAGUGUGUUGUAAAGACAGAACCCCAAAUAUUAGAAGAAAACAAAUUAAUUUCAGAUAAAUAUAUUAAGAUGGAAAUUAACGUAGAUUCAGAACAAAGCGAAUCAAACGAAAAUGUGACAAAAGUAAUAACAGAAGGAACGUCAUUUAAUUGUAUAUCAUUAAAUGAAAACAAAAUUCUAAAGAGAAGCCAAGACUUUGACACUCAUAUCCAAUUCAGUGGACGAUUGAAAAAAAUUACAAACAUUAAGUGGGAUGAUAUUUCGCACUCCUUACCUCUCUGCAAAAUUUAUUUCGAAGAAGCCCAAGAUGUAAUUGCAGACUUGGAAAAAAAAUUACGAUCAAAAGGUCAUCGAACAUGGCGUUUGGAGAAAAGAGUGAAAUCAUUAAAGUCAAUGUUACAGGUGAUGAAAAAUAGGAAAUUACUGACAGAAGAAAUGGCGACUAAAUUGAAGAAAAAUACUUCUCCUGUAGUUGCAUCAGUAAUUCGGUGAAUGCUUAUAAGUAGAAAGAAUCGUCCGUUUCCAUCAGUACUUAAGGCUUUUACUACCACAUUACACUUCUACUCCCCGAAAGCUUAUGAUUACGUGCGCAACAUUUUUUUUAAAAGUUUACCACAUCCAAGCACAAUAAGAAGAUGGUAUCAAUCAGUUGACGGCAGUUCUGGUAUUUGUUCUGAAGCUACUUUAACCGUGCGUGACCAAGUGAUGAAAGCUAAAAGAAAAGAUAAAGAGAUUUUUGUUUGUCUUAUGGUGGAUGAAAUGAGUAUUAUGGAAUACAUUGAAUGAGAUGGUCAUAAGUUUUAUGGAUAUGAAGAUUUUUUAAUAAAUGAUCCAUAAACAAAUCAAACUGAACAGAAAGAAGCCAAAAAUGCUAUGGUUUUUACGGUGGUUGACAUUAAUCAUCACAUUUAAAUUCCAAUAGCCUAUUUUCUUACAAACUUUAUAUAAAAUGAUUCCUGAUGCAAUUUAAAAAUCGCAUCUUCGAAACUUCAAAGGGUCAAUUCUUAUUAAACAAUUCGUAUUAGUUUGAAUUUUCGCCGAUAAGGGAGCAGCACUUCCUGAGCAUGUGUGGCGACCAACGAAGUAGCAGCCAAUCGGAUUCAAGGACUCCCGCAGGAGUGGCGCCCUCCGGACCAGACCCUUCGAGAAUCCUCCAAUCGUCUCGCAUCUAGCACACCAGCAUGUCCGCCUUUCUGUAACACGUUAACUAAUUAAUAAAGAUAGUGUGUGUUUUGUA